GCUCGGGAUUACUUCGUUUCCUCUCUCUCUCUCUCUCUCUCUCUCUCUCUGUUGAUCUCAGAGUGAUUUCCACAGUCUCAUUCUGCUCAGCAUCUGAAAUAUUAGAUCUGAAAACCGGCGGACUUUCCUUCACCAAAUGAUCCGGGUCCGACUCUAUGAACUCCUCUCAUCAUCAUCAUCAUCAUCAUCAUCAUCAGUAGUGUAGCAGCGGGAAUGAAGCCCUGUUUAAACUCCGCUAAACGCUGAUAUGGGAGGACCGAACGGAAGUUUCUGAAUGGAUGCAGGAGUUCAGCGUGUAGUUCGAGCUGCUGGAUGGAUCCCGGUGUGAGCUUUAAAACGCUCAUGGAAAACAAAGGUUCUUUGGGUCGUGGAUGAACGCUUGCUGUAAAACACAAACGUGCCAUGGCAUCCCACUCCCCGCCAUCCCCGUUAUUAGAUCUCAGACUGCAUCCCAGUUGGAGCUCACCCACUUGGCCAUGCCUCCUGUGGAUCUUCUCUGUGUGGGUCAGCCCAGCUUUGAUGGCGCACCAGCACUCGCAUCCGCAUUCGAUCAAAAUCCCUGGUGACAUCACACUCGGUGGGCUCUUCCCUGUGCACUCCAAAGGGCCCUUGGGUCAAGCAUGUGGUGAGAUUAAAAAGGAGAAGGGAAUUCAUCGCAUGGAAGCCAUGUUGUAUGCGCUGGACCAGAUCAACAGCGACCCCGAGCUGCUGCCCAACAUCACGCUGGGCGCACGGAUUCUGGACACGUGCUCACGAGACACGUACGCACUGGAGCAGUCGCUCACGUUCGUCCAGGCUCUUAUCCAGAAAGAUACGUCUGAUAUCCGGUGCUCCAAUGGGGAACAACCGAUCAUACGCAAGCCGGAACGUGUGGUGGGUGUGAUCGGGGCAUCGGCCAGCUCUGUCUCCAUCAUGGUGGCCAACGUACUUCGACUCUUUGAGAUUCCUCAGAUCAGCUACGCCUCCACAGCCCCGGAGCUCAGCGACAACAACCGCUACGACUUCUUCUCUCGGGUGGUUCCUCCGGACUCGUACCAGGCUCAGGCCAUGGUGGACAUCGUCAAGGCUCUCGGCUGGAACUACGUCUCCACGCUGGCCUCCGAGGGCAACUAUGGAGAGAGCGGCGUGGACGCGUUCGUUCAGAUCUCUCGAGAGGCAGGAGGCUUGUGCAUUGCUCAGUCUAUGAAGAUCCCCCGAGACCCCAAACCCGGAGAGUUUGACAAGAUCAUUAAGAGAUUAAUGGAGACCCCGAACGCUCGAGGGAUCAUAAUCUUCGCCAAUGAAGACGACAUCAAGAAGGUACUAGAAGCGGCUAAAAGGGCGAACCUGACUGGUCACUUUAAGUUCGUGGGCUCAGACAGCUGGGGAGCAAAGAGCGCACCCAUCCUGGACAAUGAGGAAGUGGCCGAGGGAGCCGUCACCAUCCUGCCCAAAAGAGCCUCUGUGGAAGGGUUCGAUCAGUACUUCACAUCCCGCUCUCUGGAGAACAACCGCAGAAAUAUCUGGUUUGCUGAGUUCUGGGAGGAUGACUUCAAGUGCAAGCUCACACGGCCAGGCAUCAAGCUCGACCCAGGGAAGAAGAAAUGCACAGGUAAAGAGCGGAUUAGCCGUGACUCGCCGUACGAGCAGGAGGGGAAGGUGCAGUUUGUGAUCGACGCUGUUUACGCCAUGGCACACGCUUUACACAACAUGCACCAGGAUCUGUGCCCGGGGGCGACGGGACUCUGUGCUAAGAUGGACCCCGUAGAGGGACGUUUACUGCUCAGUUACAUCCGCUCUGUCAACUUUAAUGGCAGCGCCGGCACUAGCGUCCUUUUCAAUGAGAACGGUGACGCUCCGGGCCGCUACGACAUCUUUCAGUAUCAGUUCAGCAACACAAGCAGCCCGGGAUACAAAGUCAUCGGCCAGUGGACGAACCACCUCCGAAUUAACGUUGAGGAGAUGCAGUGGUCCGGAGGCGAGCAUUUCAUCCCUCCAUCCGUGUGCAGCUUCCCGUGCCAGCCAGGUGAGAGGAAGAAAAUGGUGAAAGGCGUACCGUGCUGCUGGCACUGCGAGCUCUGCGACGGCUACCAGUACCAGUUGGGCGAGUUGGCAUGCGAAAUGUGUCCGUUCGACAUGAGGCCCACGGUGAACCACACCUUCUGCGUACCCACACCCAUCAUCAAGCUGGACUGGCACUCGCCCUGGGCGGUCGUGCCCAUGUUCCUGGCCAUCCUGGGCAUCGCGGCCACUCUCUCUGUAGUGAUAAUCUUCGUGCGCUUUAACGACACGCCCAUCGUGAGGGCUUCAGGACGUGAGCUGAGCUAUGUGCUGCUGACGGGCAUCUUCCUGAUCUACCUCAUCACCUUCCUGAUGAUCGCCGAGCCGAACACGGCGGUGUGUGCUUUACGUAGGCUGCUGCUCGGCCUCGGGAUGUGCAUCACCUACUCGGCCAUGCUGACCAAAACCAACCGCAUCUACCGCAUCUUCGAACAGGGCAAGAAGUCGGUGACGCCGCCGAGGUUCAUCAGCCCGACAUCGCAGCUUGUUAUUACCUUCAUCCUCGUCUCUUUUCAGGUAAUCGGAGUGUUCAUCUGGUUCGGUGUGGUACCACCCCACACCAUUGUGGACUACGAAGAGCUGCGGCCGCCCAACCCCGAGCUGGCACGUGGCAUCCUGAAGUGUGACAUGUCGGACCUGUCGCUGAUCUGCUGCCUGAGCUACAGCAUCUUGCUCAUGGUGACGUGCACAGUUUACGCCGUCAAAAGCCGAGGCGUCCCCGAGACCUUCAACGAAGCCAAGCCCAUCGGCUUCACCAUGUACACCACCUGCAUCGUGUGGCUGGCCUUCGUGCCCAUCUUCUUCGGCACGGCGCAGUCCACGGAGAAGAUGUACAUCCAGACGACCACGCUGACCGUCUCCAUGAGCCUGAGUGCCUCCGUGUCGCUGGGCAUGCUCUACAUCCCCAAAGUCUACAUCAUCAUCUUCCACCCGGAGCAGAACGUGCAGAAACGCAAGCGCAGCUUCAAGGCUGUGGUUCAGGCGGCCACCAUGUCCACUCGUCUGUCACACACUAACAGCGAAAAGCACAACGGCGAGACUAAGAUGGAGCCUGAUAGGACGCAGUAGCAGGUGGCCCGGAGCAACACACUCGGAAAGAAAGAAAGAAAGAAAGAAAGAAAGAAAGAGAAAAAAAAUCAGGACUCCGUUUAGUUGAUUUCCAUUCGAGGACGGCUUUAAGGAGGACUCGGAGGCACGGACGUCGAAACCAUGCAAACGUGGAUCAAAAACGUACUGAAGCUUUUAUCACGACGUCGUCUCGAUCCGCCCGAUUUCUCGGAUGUGUCUGUGUUUACCAACGGCUGAGGAAAAACGUCUGUAAAGCAGUGAUAUGGUUGAUGUAGCAGUGUAGCAGCAUGUGGGAUGUGUGUGUGUAAGUGACUGAAGUGUGUUUGUGUGUUCGUGUGUGUGUGUGUGUGUGUGUGUUCGAUGCACCUGCAUUGUGUCUAAAACCCCCCAGACGGCAGCUUCGGACUGAAAGUCACUAUUUACUAUGGGAAAAAAAAAUCUGUUAUUGUAUUUAUUUUCUUCAGAUUUGUUUGAUAUAGAGACGUGAUGGUAUACAGUGUCGUUAAUGUUGCGCUAUAAACGUCUAAUGUGAGGCUAUGCUCUAGAUCAUGAUGUCACCAGAAAAGAAAAACAAAGUGCGAGAUUUUCCCGAACAGAUGCACUUUUUAAAGAAAAAAAAAAAACAACAACAACAAAACGAAAAGAAAGGAACAAAAAAAAUAAAUAAAAAAUCUCGACAUUGUAUUUUGACAUCAUCAUUAUAUUUCUAAGCAGCUAAGGGCAAAUAAUUUUACACUGAAAUGCUCUAAGACCUUUUCCCCUAACCAAAAGAUUUAAUACUUGCACUGUUACAUAGUGUUUAAUGUCUGGUUUUGUUUGGAAUUGUGCAACUGAAACGUGAAGAAAUAUCGGAUUCUCCGAGUUCCACGAUGAAUUUGUCUUCUUCCUAUGAUUAUGAUUCAUAUUUUUAUUUAUGGGGGCAGUAUUAUUUAUGAAACGUCUAUGAAAGAUAAGUGUAUACAGCUGCCAUGUUUCUGCUCUGUAAAUACAGGAAAUGUAGAGAAUGAAACGAAGUAAAACAACAACAACAACGAAAAGUAAUGAUGUUUUAAUUGACAAAGUGUUUGCAUGGGGUUGUAAAGGAAUGCUGAAUUUAUAUGUCGGGGAUCCGUGCGCCACUUUUCUACGAGGCGAAAAGCUCAAGAUAGCGGCUAUAAAUCUGGACGAAUGAUUACACUGUUCCAGACUUUGACUCAGCCCGAGCAUUACUCAAUAACGUGACAGCUCUGUUCAGCCAACUCGCAAAGCAGCAGUAAUAUUCCACACUGACGUAUCGUUUCAUUAUACCCCCGGUCACUGAAUUUCAUCUUGGGCGCUCCAAUCUGAACUUACUUUGAUCUGGAAAAAGGAAGCCCGGGGCUGUUGGUUUUUAAUCCGAUUUAAAAACGACUCAAAAAUCUACACUUUGUACUUCAUUAGCUGCGUGAUGAAGAGUCAUGAAAUUACAUUUGUACUUUGUUAGCUUGUUAACAAAUAAACGCCAUGAACGAUCCAGUGACGAAGACGU
Messenger RNA from Hemibagrus wyckioides, 4615 nucleotides. It is a transcript of the gene grm6a, whose product is annotated as glutamate receptor, metabotropic 6a. Gene Ontology annotation, biological process: regulation of synaptic transmission, glutamatergic; G protein-coupled glutamate receptor signaling pathway. The coding region runs from base 403 to 3108 and encodes 901 amino acids. Gene Ontology annotation, cellular component: membrane. NCBI's taxonomy places the organism in Eukaryota, Metazoa, Chordata, Actinopteri, Siluriformes, Bagridae. The transcript has 12 exons. The record is from RefSeq and is a predicted model, not a curated record. Gene Ontology annotation, molecular function: adenylate cyclase inhibiting G protein-coupled glutamate receptor activity.